Hylaeus volcanicus is the source of this 1039-nucleotide messenger RNA. RefSeq names its product mitochondrial import inner membrane translocase subunit Tim22. Lineage: Eukaryota; Metazoa; Arthropoda; Insecta; Hymenoptera; Colletidae. Gene Ontology annotation, cellular component: TIM22 mitochondrial import inner membrane insertion complex. The coding region runs from base 400 to 984 and encodes 194 amino acids. Gene Ontology annotation, molecular function: transmembrane protein transporter activity. The transcript is spliced from 5 exons. The record is from RefSeq and is a predicted model, not a curated record. Gene Ontology annotation, biological process: protein insertion into mitochondrial inner membrane.
CUGAGCGGCUAAGCGAGCGGUGACCUCUUUGUAACAAAUGGUGAUGAAACUGUAUAUUUUUAUUUGUAAAAGAAAAUUAACGUAUAUUGUUUUCUUUUUUAAAUGACACUAUUAUUUGUAUUCACAUAAAAAUAUUAUUUAAUAUUGGAAAUUAUAAGACUAACUUUUAGUACAUUUUAAUCUGUAAUAACUAAAUACAAUCUUUUAGUCUUAGGUUACAGUAAAAAUAUGUCAAGAAUAUAUUAAUAAUUGAUUGAAUUUCUAUAGAAUAACUUGUAUGAAGGUGCGAUCACUGUAUUACACAAUCCGAAGAAAUUGGAUGUAAUUAACCGAAACAUUUAAAACAAACAUUGAAGUGGAUGUAUCUCUUUAUUAAGAUUAAAAAGUAAUUAAUUAAAAAUGUCUGCUACCGAUUCAUCGAAACCAAUACCGCAAGAAGAAAGCGAAAAAAAAGUAUUUACAAAUAAUGCCAAUUGGGACCAAUUAACUGUUUAUCUUGUUGGCAACCAACAAAGAUUUAGAGAAAAUAUUAUAAUUCCGAGAAAUGUAGGUCCUGUGCAAAUUAAAACCAAUGAAGAGAAACGCAUAGAAAGUAUAAUAGAAAGCUGUACUUUUAAAAGCUUUUGUAGUUGCUGUAUAGGAUAUGGUCUUGGAGCUGCCAUAGGUUUGUUUUCAGCUAGUGUAAAUCCAAAUGUAGCCAUUCUUGAAAAACAACUAAGUGUUCGUGAAACAAUCAAAGAAAUGAAAACUUCAAUGUCAAGUUAUGCAAAAAACUUUGCUAUAGUUGGUUGUGUGUUUGCAGCAAUUGAAUGUACAGUAGAAUCGUAUAGAGGUAAAAAUGAUUGGAAGAAUACUGCAUAUGCUGGUGGCUUCACAGGUGGAAUACUAGGAUUAAGAGCUGGUGUAAAAGCAAGUUUGGUUGGAGCAGCAGGCUUUGCAGCAUUUUCAACUGCGAUAGACUACUAUAUGAUUCAUAAAUUUUAGGCAAUUAAUUGUACAAAUUAUAGUAAAUAUAUUUGUAUAAAAAGAUAUAAAACGU